AUGGACGCUGGAAGCGGUCCUCGGGGAUCUCGUCUCCACCUCCUCUACAGCAGAGACCUGAAUAAGGUUCAAGAGAAAGGAGACUCUGACAUCACCACUGGAGAGAAGAGAUACAGUACCAAGCACAAUGAUCUUGUGGAAUCUAAGGGAUGCUUUGCCAACGUAACAUCACCUGGCAGAAGGGUCAGCCCCUCGUCUACUGAAACAGGUCUACGUGUCAGUGGGCCUCUCAGCCCUGGCAGAGGCUUUGUGCACCUAGACCCUGCUGCGGAGUUGGAGCUGAAAUCCUCCUCCUCACAUUCUGAUCACUCCUCUGAAACUUCACUGCCUGGAGUCCAAGAGGAUAAAUAUCCCCAGGAAUUCAGCCUGCUCAAGCUGCAGACAAAAGAUGGGCAGCGUCCUGAGUGGACAUUUUAUCCAAGGUUUAGCAGCAACAUCCACACCUACCAUGUUGGAAAGCAGUGUUUCUUUAACGGGGUCUUCCUCGGCAAUAGGAGGUCUCUAUCAGAGAGGAUAGUGGACAAGAGCCUUGGGAGAAAGAAAUGUGUUCUUGACCCCAGGAACGGCAUCCCAAAGUUAACUCCAGGAGAUAAUCCAUAUAUGUAUCCAGAACAGAGUAAAGGCUUUCAUAAAGCAGGAUCAACUCUCCCGCCAGUGAAUUUUUCAUUAGUGCCUUAUGAAAAGAAAUUUGAUACAUUUAUUCCACUUGAGCCUCUUCCACAAAUCCCCAAUUUGCCUUUCUGGGUGAAGGAAAAGGCCAACAUGCUAAAGAGCGAGAUAAGAGAAGUCGAAGAGCUUGACGAUUGGCAGCCAGCAGUCUCCUUGCUACACAGUUUUCUACCUGCUGGUGGGUCAAAGGACUUUCAAAGAAUAGCAUAA
This is a messenger RNA of Budorcas taxicolor (takin), 879 nucleotides long. RefSeq names its product spermatogenesis associated serine rich 1 (gene SPATS1). The record is from RefSeq and is a predicted model, not a curated record. Bases 1 to 879 code for a protein of 292 amino acids. The transcript is spliced from 7 exons. Lineage: Eukaryota; Metazoa; Chordata; Mammalia; Artiodactyla; Bovidae.